Colletotrichum higginsianum IMI 349063 is the source of this 1089-nucleotide messenger RNA. RefSeq lists its product as uncharacterized. The transcript has 2 exons. Lineage: Eukaryota; Fungi; Ascomycota; Sordariomycetes; Glomerellales; Glomerellaceae. The record is from RefSeq and is a predicted model, not a curated record. The coding region runs from base 1 to 1089 and encodes 362 amino acids.
AUGCCCGAUUUCCUCCGUAGAGUGUCGGCCGACAGACGCUCCCAGCAGCCGAGACCGGAAGUUCUCCGGCCUCCCAGGCAUGUUCCCACCACUAACCAACAGGUCGUCAGAGUGUGUCCCCAGUGCAGGGAGGUCCCGCUGGGUCCCGGUCCCGUCGUGAACGGCCAGCCCACCUACCCCGUCUGCGAGGAGUGCCGCCAGACCAACAUCAGACAGCAGGUCCUCCGCGGCAUCGCUGCGGAGGCGCUCGUGGAACUCAGCCGCCGUGCUGUUGUCCACUCGCCCGGCCGCGCCGACCGAGAAGAAUCCGGGCCGGGCCGGGACCUCUCCGAAUCCCGCCCAGUCCCCAAACCCACUCAGGGGUUUCUGUGCCUGCGGUGCAAGAGACCAGGCGUGCCCUCGGCACCCGGUCGCCGGCGCUGCGUGGAGUGCAUCUGCGUCCUCGUCGCCUUCGGUCCGGACAAGGGUGGACAAACGGUAGAGGACGAGCCCGAGCACGGGAGCUGGCACACGUGCAACGGCUGCUUCAGGAACCAGGUGCCCCCCGGCGAGGGGAAAUGUCACGACUGCGUCGACCGGCUCGCCUCGGAGGCUCAGGCCUCGACUACCCUCGCGGCGGCGGCGGCCACCUGCGUCAUCUGCGAGAGCGAGCCCGCCGCCAACGAGAAAGCCUACUGCAACAACUGCGAGGUCGAGGGCUCGCGUGGCAUGGGCGCGAGCGUCAUGCUGGACACCAAGCAGUGCACCGCCUGCGGCGAGGAGGUGGACAACACGGCGGACGACGGGCUCUGCUGGGACUGCCGCAUGCCUCCUCGGAGCCCAGACGAGCGUGAUGACGAGGAAUGGCUCGAGAACGAGAUUGAAACGUGGGAAGACGGUCCUUCGCGGCAGCAGCAGCAGUCGGGCAGAGACAAGAUGUGCGGUUGUCUGAGGAACGCCGCCCGCUGGGGCCGGAUGCUGUGCAACGACUGCUAUGAGGCUCUCCGCAGCGUCGAUAGGAGGGGCUGGGCCGACUGGAAGCGGAGGAACUGGCCCAGCAAGGCGAGGCGCGUUGCUCGCAGAAGAGAGGAACAGUCGAGUUGGAGGUAG